UUUUAACACGUUAAGCCCCAUGUGUACCACACUGGCACACACUCUAGUUUUAUCUGGGACCGUGUGUACCUAUCAGGCCACAGCGAAGUGUCGUGUUCCUAAUGCCGUGGCUCGUCGAGGAUCGCAUUUGCCGUGCUUUCUUAUGUAUAAAUGUGUGUAAACGGUCUGUGGUAAACAAAAUCAGAGGUUGGUCCGUUAAACCACGUGUUCACAAACAGGUUAGGUUAUAAUUUCUAACAUGCUUCAGUCAGUAUCGGUUCGAACGUCUAACGAGGCUAACACUAUUUUCUCUUCAGUUUUUUGUUAAAAAGUGGAACUAAAAAAUAAGAUAAUGUUCCGUAAAGGACUAUCGGAAGACGAACUUCGCAGACUUGCUGAGGAGAGUGACUUUAGUGAUAGUAGUAUGUCUGAAAGUACGUUUUAUGAUUCUGAUGCCGAUCCAGUGUACAAUGAAAAUGUUACUGAUGGUUCUUCAGACUCAUACAGUAGUGAAUAUGAGUCUCGUAGAAAAAAAGCUAAAAUUUGCAAACAAACACAAAAUUGCAAAGAAUUUACUGCAGGUUCUAGUUCUAACCAAAAGGAGGCUGAUACAAGAAGGAUAGGUAAAUUAUUUAAGAAUGCACAAAUUCGGUUUGUACUUUACUUUUUUUUUUGCUUUGUAGAAAAAGCUGAAUCUGCAAACGUUAGCCUGGAAGCUGUUAUUGACGAUGUAUCAAGAAAUAAAAUAACUGCAGGUCCUAGUUGUAUCCAAAAGGAGGCUGAUACAAGAAGGAUAGAAAAAGCUGAAUCUGCAAACGUUAGCCUGGAAGCUGUUAUUGACGAUGUUGUAUCAAGAAAUAAAAUAACAUGGAGCGAUGUGCCAAAUCCAGAUGAUCUCAAUAAGUUCGAACUAUCAUUUACUUCAGGAAUAAAUCAGGAAGAACUCGCAAAACUUACAGACCACAAACCAAUAGAUUUCUACCUACUGUUUAUCGACCGUCAAGUGCAAGAUUUGUUGGUUACUGAAACUAAUAAAUACGCCGAACAAACCAUAAUCGCUGGUAUUGUAAAUGAGUCAAUAACGAAACAUUCGCUUAUGAGUAACUGGAGACCAAUUGACAGAAAAGAAUUGCUUCGAUUUUUGGCUCUCAUUAUUUGGAUGGGGUUAGACAGAAAACCGAAACUCAGAAAUUAUUGGAGUAACAAUUUACUUUACAAAAAUGAAGUUUCUAAAAUGUGUGAAAUAAGUAGAAGUCGAUUUGAAAUAUUAUUACACUUCUUUCACAUUUCAGAUAACGAGAGCUGCCCACCUGGAAACAGACUCUACAAAAUUUCUCCUCUUGUACAAAUACUAAAUGAAAAGUUUCAGAAAAUGUGUACUCCUAGAGAAUCGUUAUGUAUUGACGAAACUAUGGUGCCAUUUCGUGGUAGACUUAGUUUUUUGCAAUACAUUCCUGGAAAAAGACACAAAUAUGGAGUCAAAUUGUUUAAACUUUGCGUCGCAGAUGGAUAUACGUACGCCGUUAAAGUGUACGGUGGAAAAGAGAUGCAACCAUCUGAAAAGUCGUUAGCAUCCAGAGUGGUGAUGGAACUUAUGCAACCGCUUCUAGAUACAGGCAGAAGUUUAUAUACUGAUAAUUUUUAUACGAGUGUUGACUUGGCUCAUGAUUUAAAUAAUAGGAAAACCCAUUUAGUCGGAACAUUACGUUCCAAUAGGAAACAUAAUCCCAAAGCGGUAGUCAAUGCAAAAUUAAAAAGAGGUGACAUGAAGUAUCUACAGAGUAAUACAAAAGUUGUUAUCGGAAAAUGGAAAGAUAAACGGGACGUUUUGUUUUUAACGACCAAGGAUAUUCCUUUGAUGAUAGAUGUUCAAACAAAACGUGGACCUGUUCCCAAACCAUCGACCAUUGUUGACUAUAAUUCUGCAAAAUCUUUUAUCGAUGUGUCGGAUCAAAAGGCUGCAUAUAAUUCCCCUGUUCGACGAAGUAUGAAGUGAUAUCGUAAAUUGGCUGUGGAAUUACUAACAAAUACCGCACUUGUGAACUCUUUAGUUCUCUACAAAUCUGUUACUGGCAAACAUCUCUCAAUUACUGAGUUCCGUGAACAAAUUGUUCAAAGUCUUUUAAUGCCUCAAACAACUUCUGAAAACUCUUUAACAACUUCUGAAAACUCUUUAACAACUCUGCAUACGUUGGACGAGAAAGAGAAAAGGGGAAGGUGUUCAGCAUGUUACAAGAACUUUUCGAACCGUGAAGGAAGAGCAUCAGCGAUGAAGAAUGCCAAAAGGGUAUACACUUUUUGUCCGGCAUGUGCCGUUAAUACCGCAUAUAUGUGUGUUAAGUGUUUUGUGAAUAUUCAUACAUGUUCUUUGAAAAAAUAAAUUGUUUUUGUAUUUUUAAACUUAAAAUAUCUUAGGGAGAAGGUAUUUGAUUAUCUUCCUGGUGUGAGCCAAUAUGGCACACAUGGUCCACAUUAAAACAAAUUACAAAAAUAAUUAUAAAUAGACCGUGUGUACCCUGUUGGUACAUGCUGUUUUUUUACUUAAAAAAUGUAUUUUGUUUUUAUUUUAGAAUAGAAAUAAAUAGUUAUACACAUUCUUAUUUCAAAAUUAUUAAAAAAAUGUUCCGGUCUGACAGAAAAAUUAUGUCAUGAUGGUCCGGGGCUUAACGU
This is a messenger RNA of Diabrotica virgifera virgifera (western corn rootworm), 2649 nucleotides long. RefSeq names its product piggyBac transposable element-derived protein 4-like. The transcript has 2 exons. The record is from RefSeq and is a predicted model, not a curated record. The coding region runs from base 332 to 1975 and encodes 547 amino acids. Lineage: Eukaryota; Metazoa; Arthropoda; Insecta; Coleoptera; Chrysomelidae.